AUGAUCUUCUCAAGACCUACUGCGCUCUUCGCGCUGGUGUCGGGUGCUUAUGCCCAGUCACAGUAUACGUCUACUGCGACUGCUGCCGUAGCUAAGGCGGCUGCCACCGCGCUGACGCUAUCUCCUACAUCGAGUGUCGCCGGUUUAACUUUUGAUCGCUUUGUUCAGAUUUGGCUAGAGAACGAGGAUUACAGUGCGGCUAUCAAGGAUACCAACCUCGCCUAUCUCGCGUCUCUGGGCAUCACACUCACGAAUUAUUAUGCCAUCACCCAUCCUUCUCAGGUAACAGGACCGAAGACUUUUACUUUAUGUCUUCUUGCUCACAUUAUGUCGCAGCCUAACUACGUGGCCGCUGUUGGUGGCAACACCUUCGGGAUCACUGACGAUAAUACGCACUAUAUCUCUUCGAGCACCGAGACAAUAGUUGAUCUCCUGGAGGAUGCUGGCGUCAGCUGGAGUCUGUAUCAGGAGCAUAUGCCUUACUCUGGCUUCGAGGCAAAUUAUGCCAACCAAAAGACUGGUGCAAAUGAUUAUAUGCGCAAGCACAACCCUUUGAUGAGCUAUAACUCGGUUACGUCGGAUACCGACCGUCUUGCUAAAUCGAAAAACUUCACCAUGUUCUAUGAAGACCUGGACAACAACGAGCUGCCUCAAUGGAUGUUCAUCACUCCCAACAUGACCAACGACGGCCACGAUAGUUCGCUCGCCACAGCUGGACUUUGGUCUCGUAACUUUUUGACCCCUCUGCUCGAAAAUGAGAACUUCAAUACUGAUAGCACUUUGAUCAUCCUGACUUUUGAUGAGGGUUUGACGACGGGAACAAACCAAAUCUAUGCUGUCCUUUUGGGUGGUGCGCUCUCAAGCUCGCAGGUUGGUACUACGGACGACACCGCAUACAAUCACUACAGUCUGUUGAAGACCGUGGAGACCAACUGGGACCUGGGCAACCUUGGCGAGAACGAUGUGGAUGCCACUGCAUUCUUCUAG
Penicillium pulvis is the source of this 987-nucleotide messenger RNA. RefSeq lists its product as uncharacterized. The transcript is spliced from 4 exons. Gene Ontology annotation, molecular function: hydrolase activity, acting on ester bonds. Gene Ontology annotation, biological process: phospholipid catabolic process. The coding region runs from base 1 to 987 and encodes 328 amino acids. The record is from RefSeq and is a predicted model, not a curated record. Lineage: Eukaryota; Fungi; Ascomycota; Eurotiomycetes; Eurotiales; Aspergillaceae.